AAAAACAGUAACUCUUGUCAAGUAAUUGAAGGAAAUAGUGAGUCUAAUCAAAUGUCUGAAAAUAAUAUAUUAGAAAAUUAUAAUAUUAGUGAAGAAAUUUAUAGUGAUGAUAGUGAACUUGGUGAUACUAAUAGUGCAGAAUUUCCAAAUACUGCAUAUAAAGAUUUUAUAAAUAUAGUAAUUCGAUAUCAGCUUUUUUAUAAGGUUUGUGAUGCUAUAUUGAAAUUUAUACAAAAACAUGGCAAUAUUUCAAAGAAAAUGUUACCUCAAUUAACAAAACCACUCAUUAAAUCAUAUAAAUAUAAAAAAGAUUAUAUCUCUGAAAUUCUUGAAGGGUUACAGAAUCUUAUUUCUAUGACGAAUGAUUAUUUUGAUCUCAUGCCAACAGUUAAAAGACAAAUUAAAGAAUCUGAAUUAACUUUUAUUUUAUAUGAUAAUGUUUCUAUACAUAUGGAUCCUGAACAGGAUGAAUUUGAAAUGUUUGAUAGACUUUGCUUUGCAAAAAUAUUAUUAUUAAUUCGUAUUGUAUUAAAAGAUACUAUGACAUUUGAUCUUGCACUUAUUCAUUAG
This is a messenger RNA of Dentiscutata heterogama, 570 nucleotides long. Lineage: Eukaryota; Fungi; Glomeromycota; Glomeromycetes; Diversisporales; Gigasporaceae. The record is from the annotation of a GenBank genome assembly.